This is a messenger RNA of Ogataea philodendri, 204 nucleotides long. RefSeq lists its product as uncharacterized. The transcript has a single exon. NCBI's taxonomy places the organism in Eukaryota, Fungi, Ascomycota, Pichiomycetes, Pichiales, Pichiaceae. Bases 1 to 204 code for a protein of 67 amino acids. The record is from RefSeq and is a predicted model, not a curated record.
AUGAUCGCCUGCACCGUGGAAUGGCCCGUAUCGUCCAGAGUUAGUGAUCUACCCAUCUCUGCGAUCAGCGACGAGGCAGCGUCCACUUUGGAGGCUGCAAACUGGUACGAGUGCGUGGUCUCUGCACUUCCCAGCUGGCACCACGCGGCCAAAAUUAAUAUUGGUGAGCUGAUGCUGAUCUUCAUUCUAUUGCAACCGAAUUAA